Molecule: messenger RNA, 702 nt
Organism: Didymosphaeria variabile
Lineage: Eukaryota; Fungi; Ascomycota; Dothideomycetes; Pleosporales; Didymosphaeriaceae
Gene: MAD2
Product: Mitotic spindle checkpoint component mad2
Exons: 8
Coding region: 1-702 (233 amino acids)
Biological process (GO): mitotic spindle assembly checkpoint signaling
Cellular component (GO): kinetochore; cytoplasm; nucleoplasm
Source: RefSeq, a predicted model, not a curated record
AUGUCGCAGCCCAGGACCUCAUCGAAAUCCAAGUCUUCUUCGAGCAAGGACUCGUCCAAGGUUCAUAAGCUCGCCUUGAAGGGCUCUUCCAAGGUUGUCAAUGAGUUCUUGGAGUACUGUAUCAAUACCAUCCUAUUCCAACGGGGAGUAUAUCCCGCUGAAGAUUUUACCGCGGUAAAGAAAUAUGGCCUGACAAUGAUGGUCACGGCGGAUGACCAGGUGAAAGCCUACAUCAAGAAAAUCAUGUCGCAGCUCAAGGAUUGGAUGUACGGGGGAAAGAUCUCCAAACUGGUUAUUGUCAUUACCAGCAAAGAGACGGGCGAGCACGUUGAGCGGUGGCAAUUCGAUGUCCAGAUAUUCGGCAAGAACUCAAAGUCGAAAUCGUCCAAAAAGGCGAACGACAAUGAAAACUCAGUGCCAGAAGCAAACGAUGCUCCUGAAGAGAAGACAGAAGCCGAGAUCCAAGCUGAAAUCCAAUCAAUAUUCCGCCAGAUUACAGCAUCAGUCACUUUCUUACCUAUGCUGGACGGCAACUGCACGUUCAACGUGCUAGUCUACGCGGACGCCGAUUCCGAGGUUCCGCUUGAAUGGGGCGACAGCGAUGCGAAAGAGAUCAAGAACGGCGAGAAAGUACAGCUGCGGAGUUUCAGCACGAGCAAUCAUCGCGUUGACACACUUGUCAGCUACAGGCUCGCGGAUUAG